Messenger RNA from Chenopodium quinoa (quinoa), 2001 nucleotides. RefSeq names its product probable N-acetyltransferase HLS1. Bases 588 to 1823 code for a protein of 411 amino acids. Gene Ontology annotation, molecular function: acyltransferase activity, transferring groups other than amino-acyl groups. The transcript has 3 exons. The record is from RefSeq and is a predicted model, not a curated record. Lineage: Eukaryota; Viridiplantae; Streptophyta; Magnoliopsida; Caryophyllales; Amaranthaceae.
AAUUAUUGAUACCAUAUCUUAUCAAUCAUUUUCAAAUUUAAGGAGAAAUAAAUAUUCAUCCCCCAUCAUGUUUUUUUAGUCUUCUUAAAUUUAUUUUUCGUUUUUAACGUAUGUACGUAUGUACAUAUUAAGUGUACGAGUACUAUAUUUCACAUUGCGCAAGCUAAACUUCUCAAAAUUCACUUAAUUCUAAAAUUUGCUAUGGAGUAAUAAUUUCACAGUAACAUAUACAAAGUGUGUAAAUUUAAUUAGACCUAAUAAUAACUCUAAAAUUUAAAAGGAACAGAACAGACCCUAACAAAAAAAUAUAUACACCUUCUCUACAAGUUAAACUAGUUAGCAAGUUGAUGAUGAAUGGGUAAAAUUUACAAAAUCAAAUAAAUAAAACCAAAAAAAAAAAGGACCCAUUAAAAUUACAUUAGCACACUUGCCAUUAUAAUAAUGCCUACGCCAUGUCAUACACAUAAACCCCACUUGUCUGAGUCCCUGGAAAUAAAUUUAUAUAUAAAGGAGUUGAGUUUGCACAAAUGUCACCACCACAGAAGUUGAUCAACUAACCUCCAUUCACCCCCAAAAAAAAAGGAUCGAUGCCACUAAAAAUAGUAGCUGAGGAGUCACCAACAAAGCAUAAUAUGAAUAUGAAUAUGGAAGUGAAAAUAAGAGAAUUCGAUCAAGAAAUAGAGAAUGAAAAGGUGGAGGAUUUGGAGAGACAAUGUGAGUUUGGAGGCCAACAGCAAGGCCAGCCUUCUCUCAUCACUCACCUCUUGGGUGAUCCUUUUGGAAGAAUACGCCAUUUUCCUACUCGCAUCAUGAUGGUUGCAGAUUAUGGAGGAGACAUUGUUGGGGUGAUAAGAGGAGGUAUAAAACCCGUUACAAGAGGAAAGAAGGUUGUUGAUGAUGAUAAUCUUCCUGUUUAUGUCAAGCUAGCUUAUAUUUUGGGCUUACGAGUCUCUCCCAUGCACAGAAAAAAGGGUAUUGCUUCAAAGUUGAUUAAGAAGUUGGAGGAAUGGUGCAAAGAAAAAGGAGCUGAAUAUGUUUAUAUGAUGACUGAUUGUGCUAAUGAAGCCUCAAUCAACUUGUUCACCUACAAGUUUAACUACUCUAAAUUUUGCAACCCAACCGUAUUGGUGCAACCAGUACAUGCACAUCAGAAACCAGUAACCUCCAGCCUUGCUAUUGUCCAAGUACCACCACUAGUAGCUGCAUCUAUGUAUCGAAAAAUCUUCUCCAACUCGGAGUUCUUCCCUAAGGAUAUAGAGUCAGUAUUAUCAAGCAAACUUCACUUAGGAACCUUCAUUGGGAUGCCGAAGAGGUACCUACAAAAAUGGGAUCCUCAAAAGAAGCUUCCACCUUGCUUUGCUAUUAUGAGUGUGUGGAACACUAAGGAAGUUUACCAAUUACAACUAAAAGGUGUGUCUAAGUUAACAAAGGCUUGUUGUCUAGGGAGUAGGGUUUUGGAUGCUCAUAUGCCUUGGCUUAGGGUGCCUUCUAUACCAAACAUGUUUAGGCCUUUUGGCUUCUAUUUCUUGUAUGGCCUACACAUGGAAGGGAAGGGGUCUCUAAAAUUGAUGAAAAGUCUAUGCAACUUUGCACACAACAUGGCUAGGGAUGACGUGGCAUGUGCAGCCGUUGUUGCUGAGGUGGCACAGUGGGACCCAGUUAGCGAGGCUAUCCCACAUUGGAAGAGGUUUUCAUGGAGUGAGGACUUGUGGUGUAUGAAAAAGCUCCCAAAUAAAGAAGGGGGAAACAAUUCCCAGCCUUUAGAUUGGGUUACUUCUCCAUCCUCCGCAUCAACACUUUUCGUUGAUCCGCGAGAUUUUUGAUUGCUUCCUAACCCUACCUCGUCCCACCCCACCUACCUCAAAAAAAAGUUCUUGUACGAGUAGUUAGCUAGAUAUGAUAUGCCCACUGGCCUGCAUGAGAGCAAGGCGUGAAUGUAAAUAGUGCAUAUGCUAUGUAUUGGUGUUCCAAAGUGUGGAAGUAAAUAAUGCAAUUUUCGCA